AUGAGUCGUCACCAGAAAUUGGCAAAACAACCUCAUUGGUUGGACAUUUUUGUUUGCGGGGAUCAAGUUCGCAAGGGAGCUGCACUUAACGCAAUCCAGAUUGCAGAAAUGUUGCUUUUUGUCUGUGACCUAUGUCACAAAGGUCACAAUACCUCACAUAAUUCCGACUUUCUUUUGUAUUUCAACCCAAUACAGGUUGGCAGGGCUAGUCCGUCUGAGUUUGUCAUACCACUUUCGAAAUAUAUCAAAGCUGUGUACCAUACACGUAUUUCUGUUGGUAUGCGCUUUAGGAUGCUUUUCGAGACUGAAGAAUCAAGUGUCCGCAGGUACAUGGGUACAAUAACUGGGAUAAGUGAUCUGGAUGCGGUUCGGUGGCCGAGUUCUCAUUGGCGUUCUGUUAAGGUCGGUUGGGAUGAAUCAACAGCAGGAGAGAGACAGCCACGGGUUUCAUUAUGGGAAAUCGAGCCUUUAACAACAUUCCCAAUGUAUCCAUCAUUGUUUCCCCUCAGAUUGAAACGACCGUGGCAUCCUGGCACCUCUUCUUUGCUUGAUGGAAGAGAUGAUGUGGCAAAUGGUCUGAUGUGGAUGAGAGGUGGACCUGCAGACCAAGGUCUCAAUUCUCUUAAUUUUCAAGGUGCUGGUGGCAUGUUACCAUGGAUGCAGCAGAGACUAGAUCCAACUUUACUCGGAAACGAUCAUAAUCAACAAUAUCAAGCCAUGUUGGCGGCAGCUGGAAUGCAGAAUAUGGGUAGUGGAUAUCUCAUGAGGCCACAAAUGAUGAAUUUUCAACAACAGCCUAUCCAGUACCUUCAGUCUGGAAACAAUAAUUCGCCUUUGCAACUUCAGCAACCACACGCAAUUCCACAAUCAGUGUCCUCUAAUAUGAUGCAACCACAAGGCCAAGUGCUUACUGAAAACCUGUCUCAGCACCUCCUUCAGAAAACAAAUAACAAUCAAGAAGUCCAAGGUCAACAGCAGCAACAUGGUUAUCAAGAUACACUUCUUAUUCAAAAUGAUCAACUCCAUCAGCGACAACAACAACAGUCCAAUGCGCUUUUAAAGUGCUAUUAA
Molecule: messenger RNA, 1071 nt
Organism: Vicia faba (fava bean)
Lineage: Eukaryota; Viridiplantae; Streptophyta; Magnoliopsida; Fabales; Fabaceae
Source: the annotation of a GenBank genome assembly